GGUAAGUGUUUGAUUAAAGCCAUAUGAUAAUAUUUGAGGUGUAUUUGUCUUCCUUACAGACAGAAGACCUCAAGCAGUUUUAUCCCAAUAGCCUCUUGGAGACAGGAAGCGACCUUGUGUUCUUCUGGGUGGCCCGAAUGGUGAUGCUUGGAAAACAGCUAACUGGAGAGCUACCGUUUUCUCAGGUAUUCCUUCACACAAUGGUCCGUGAUGCUCAUGGUAGGAAGAUGAGUAAAUCUCUUGGGAAUGUGAUUGACCCUCUAGAUGUUAUUCAUGGGGCUCCUUUGCAGAUUCUACAGGAGAAGCUUCAAAAUAGCAACUUGGAUCCAAGAGAGGUUGUCAUUGCUAUGGAAGGCCAGCGACGAGAUUUCCCUCAAGGAAUUCCUGAAUGUGGCACAGAUGCUUUAAGAUUUGCCCUCUGCUCAUAUUGUGCACAAGGCAAUGGCAUUAACCUGGAUGUGGCCACAGUGGAGAAUGCCAGUCGUUUUUGCAACAAGGUGUGGAAUGCUCUGAAGUUCACUUUGGCAGCCUUGGGAGAAGGAUUUAAUCCACUGGCUCCAGAGGAGGUCUUCCCUAAGUCUCCAAUGGAUAAAUGGAUUCUCAGUCGUCUGUAUCACACAGUGGUAGAUUGUGCCCAGUGGUUUGAAGAAUAUGAAUUGCAUUCUGUUGCCUCUUCAGUCCAUCUUUUCUGGUUGCAUGAUUUCUGUGAUGUCUACCUGGAGUCUGUAAAACCCAUACUGAGGAGUGGGGAUCCAUCUCAGCUCCUUGCCACCCGUCAAACUUUGCACAGCUGUGUGGACCUGGCUCUGCGUCUCCUGUCUCCCUUUAUGCCUUUUCUCACAGAGGAGCUGUGGCAGCGGCUUCCCAAGAGGGACUCCAAGUCUCCUCCCAGCAUCUGUGUGGCCAGAUACCCAAGCAAAGAGUACCUGGCUCACUGGUGUCAUCCUGAGGAAGAGGCAAACUUCCUGUUGGUACAAGAAGUUGUCAGAGUGGUGCGUUCCCUAAGGGCAACUUACCAGCUCACUAAAGCUCGGCCAGAAGUAUAUCUGAUCUGUCCAGAGGCAGUUCCACUUAGUGUAUAUAAAAACUAUUGGGAAGCACUGCAGACUUUAUCCUUGGCUGGAUCUCUGAGGUUCCUUCCAGAUUCUGAGGGAGCAGAGCCACCUGCAAGCUGUGUGUUUGCAAGGGCAAACAGUCAUACUGACAUCUAUGUGGAUCUGCAGGGGUUAGUUGAUCCCCAGAAGGAGCUCCUCAAAUUAACAUCUCGGCAACAGAAACUGGAUCAGCAGCUGGCAGAUCUCACAGUACGUGUGGAAAGGACCAGAUAUCAGGAGCAGGUCUCCUUCAAGGCAAAAACUGCUCACCAACAAAAGAUUUCCUUGUUUCGUUCAGAGUUGGAAAAGGUGAAACAGGCUAUAACAACCUUCCAGAAGAUGACUAGAAAGCAAAAAUUGUCUCCUGAGAUGAGUGAGUAAUGAAAACUAGCAGAAUUAUACCUAUUCCAGAUAACUGGAUUCAUUAUGAAACGAUGGAGACCAAGCACUGGGGAAUCCGUUGGAAAGUUCAUGAGACCCUGAGGCACCAAAUUCUGUGAUGAAACUCAUCUGCUGAGAUCAAAGUGCAUUGCUUUUGUUUGGACACUAGGAAUGAACAUUUGAAUUCCAGAAACUCCACUAUCCAAAUAUUCAUCUUAAACCUCCCACUGAAAGGAUAUUUAUGUCUAUCAAAGUUCAGUUUUGGCCUUUGCUGCUGCACAGGUUGACAGACAAAAGAAUGUACAGAACCCUUGUCUGGCCACUAGUUGUCACUCUUUGAACUAAGAAUAGCCUCACAUUAUUCAUGUUUCUUGGAAGGUGUGGCAUCUUUCAUUGGGGGGGGUUGUUUUUUGUUUUUGCAGCCUGAUUGAUUCUUCUCAAGGGAUGAACUACACAUUAUGUGUAAUUUUGAUUGUCCCUGGAGACAGCUGCAGCCACUUGUCAACAGUGUUUAUAUAAACAUGGACAUUGGAGUUUUGCUUUUGUAAGAGUAUGGGAAAAGCUGUUGGGAAGGUAUCUGUGGCUGUCCAGUUUUUUAAUAUGAAGGUUUCUGUAUGAAUGCACCCCCACGAUUGUUAAAAUACUUCAUUUGGAGAAAGAUUUUAAGAAAAGAUGACUGAAUAAUAAUUAUACAGAUUUUUAAAAACCUUGAAUUUGAAAUGAAAAUACAUUUCAUCAGAAUCUGAAAUGGAAUAUCAGCUGGUUUGAAAUGUACAUCAUCUAUUAAAAGGACCUGCAAUAUUUCAUUA
Molecule: messenger RNA, 2284 nt
Organism: Sceloporus undulatus (fence lizard)
Lineage: Eukaryota; Metazoa; Chordata; Lepidosauria; Squamata; Phrynosomatidae
Product: valine--tRNA ligase, mitochondrial-like
Exons: 11
Coding region: 24-1475 (483 amino acids)
Biological process (GO): valyl-tRNA aminoacylation
Cellular component (GO): cytosol
Molecular function (GO): ATP binding; valine-tRNA ligase activity
Source: RefSeq, a predicted model, not a curated record